AUGAGAAAUUCCACGCUAUUAAAAUGGGCACAAACAACAAACAACAAAAAUCAGUCGAGUAAAAAUGGAGGAACCAAUAGAAAUUGGAUCCAUCCGCCUGAUGCACUUCAGAAAGGUCAUAUAGCAUACCUAGUCAAGUAUUUAGGAAGUACUGAAGUAGAUCAACCUAAAGGAAUAGAAGUAGUGAAAGAAGCAAUAUGUAAGCUAAAAUUUAAUCAACAAUUACGGAAAAGUGAGGGCACUAAAACACCAAAAGUUGAGUUAACAAUUAGUAUUGACGGUGUUGCGAUCCAAGAACCAAAAACAAAAACAACACCAAAGCAUAUUUUGCAUCAAUAUCCACUUCACAGAAUAUCUUACUGCGCAGAUGAUAAAGGCGAGAAAAAAUUUUUUAGUUUUAUUGCGAAAGAAGAAGACGCCGAGCGGCAUACAUGUUUUGUCUUCGUAAGUGACAAAUUAGCUGAAGAGAUAACGUUGACAAUUGGUCAAGCGUUUGGAUUAGCUUACAGAAGAUUUCUCGAAACAUCCGGGAAAGAUCUUGAGACACAAAGACGAUGCAUGGUGCUUCAACAAAAAAUACGACGAUUAGAACAUGAAAAUAAUACAUAUCGACAAAGAUUGCAAGAUAUAUGUGCAAUAAAAGGCUCGGCGGAUGUUCAAUCUUAUUUGGCACAUCACAAUCUCCCGGAUAUUCUGCAUGUACUAUCAAACUCAGAUGCAGCCCCUGAAGGACCGCGACUGAAUGGCACUAGUCACGUGAAAGCUAAAAACGAUGCAAAUGGUAAUGGCUCUCGUUCACCACCACCAGUACCACCGAGAAACUUUGAUAAGGCUUUUGAUGAUGAUUUUAUAACUAACAAUGAAUCAUCUCCUUCGAUUCAAUCUCCGGCUGUUGGGACUAAACUUGAAGGUUUAUUGAUGGAUGAAUUUGAAGAAGAUUUUAAUCCACGAGCUUAUGAAACAACUGCUAAUGGUUUUGGAAAUCAUCAAAAUAACAAUUUGUCAAAUGGGCAAUCUGCUAGUCUUUUUGUAUCAUCUAAUGGAAACGGCACAACUCCACCACUUCUUGCUCCUCCACCAAAAGUAAAAGAUUCAAGGCGCCAAAACGGCAUUAAAGAAGAUUUAUUUGGAAGUGUUCCAUUUAACCCGCCACUGCCGCUUUCCAGCACUUCUAACGAUUUUAAUAAUGAUCCAUUUGAAAUGGGAGAGUUUGCAGCGUUCUCAGUUUCUAAUCCGAGUCAACAAGAACUAGAAAAUGCUAUUGGGUUAUUAGACAAAAGAUUGCUAGAGAUGAAGGAUGGAUUUAGUCGAGGAUUAUCAAUGGGAACUGAUGAUUUUUCAUUGGAAAGUUUAGAUCCACUCCGAAACUAA
Messenger RNA from Cotesia congregata, 1371 nucleotides. The record is from the annotation of a GenBank genome assembly. Lineage: Eukaryota; Metazoa; Arthropoda; Insecta; Hymenoptera; Braconidae.